Aspergillus alliaceus is the source of this 913-nucleotide messenger RNA. RefSeq lists its product as uncharacterized. NCBI's taxonomy places the organism in Eukaryota, Fungi, Ascomycota, Eurotiomycetes, Eurotiales, Aspergillaceae. The transcript is spliced from 2 exons. Bases 9 to 317 code for a protein of 102 amino acids. The record is from RefSeq and is a predicted model, not a curated record.
ACCCGGCUAUGCUUGACGUUGCCUUCCAGACUCUUUUCGUUGCUCUGGCUUACCCGGCUAGUGGCCAGGUUACCUUGGCGCUGCUGCCGUCGCACAUUGACCGAGUGCGGGUCAGCCCAUUACUACCCAAGCGUUCUGAGGACGGUGAGGUCCGCGCCGAUUUUGAGAGCUGGGAAAUGAAGCAGAACGUGACCUCGCUGAUCGGUGACCUCAAUGUAUACGACACUGUUUCGGGUCAGACAUUGGCUCAGGUCGAGGGUUUAGCCCUUAACUGUGGGCGAGCAGGACUCCUCGCGCGACAGGCCUAUGUUCGCUAAGACACUGUGGACGCCUGAUAUUACCUUGGGACUACCGGAGUUUGUUCACAAUGAUUCCUAUGAUACUGAGCUGCUCUCCUAGAGCGAAAACUUUGAGCGUGUAGCUUUGUACUAUGCACGACGCUUGGCGGAAGUGACAGCCGACGAGGACAGGAGCAAGUUCCAAUAGUACCACCAACGCAUGCUCACGGCCAAUGACGAGCAAAUAUUUUUGGCUAAGAGUGGACAGCAUCCUGUUCUGCGGCGUGAAUGGCUAACGGACGGUCCGGAUGUCAUGUACAAAGUGGAUGCGGCACAUCCUGGUGCUGUGCGGCUCCAACUGCUUCAUGCCCUCGGCAAUAAUUACCCAAGCAUUGAGAGGGGUGAGAUGGAGCAGCUGAAGGUUAUGAUGAAGGACAACAUAAUGAAUCGUUUCUUUAUAGAUGACUUAGCAUGCGCUCGUGUGAACCAGUCGCUGGCCGAUGUGCGCCAGAUCAGCUUCAAGUACCCGCGGGCUAAUAUUCUCGAGAUUGGUGGUGGCGCUGGUGGCACUGCAUGGAGUGUGCUCAACAAUAUCAAUGAUGCCUAUGCAUCAUACACUUUUACUGAUAUCUCGU